Molecule: messenger RNA, 2952 nt
Organism: Conger conger (European conger)
Lineage: Eukaryota; Metazoa; Chordata; Actinopteri; Anguilliformes; Congridae
Gene: axdnd1
Product: axonemal dynein light chain domain containing 1
Exons: 25
Coding region: 1-2952 (983 amino acids)
Source: RefSeq, a predicted model, not a curated record
AUGAAUUCUGCACUGGAAGAAAUGAGAGAACUACCGGAGCUGAAAGAGAAGCGAUCUAAAAUGCAGCUCAUCCCUGAAGAACUCUUGACCACCCUCAUUUCUACAGUCUGUCCCAUGGAGAGGUCACUGGUGGCCCCCACAAUCACAAAAACACCUAAAGAUGUCAAGGUCCCUGGAAUGCGCAGCACAGAUGCGGUCUGGCAGCAUCCUCUUGGCCGCAGGAAAUACAAACACCUCCUGGACCAACCAACUUCAGCAACUGGAGCUGGGAGGGACAUCUCCUACCUGUGUGAUGCCAUGGUCUCUCAGAGGACCAGGAGACCCCUGACUGAGAUGGCGGUGAGAGACAGCACCCAGGAUAUCCACAAGGAUCUGAGUCUGGAGGAGAGCCUCAUCCCUGCUGAGUAUCACUUAGUGAAAAACAGAGGCGUGGUGGGACUGAGGUUCCAUGAAGAUAAAUACACCGUCUUACUGGAAGACGAGGAAAGGAGACAGAGAGUCUUCCCGUCAAUGAAGCCCGGUAGCAGACUGGAGGUGCUGCAGCUGAGGAGGGUGAUGGAGGAGAUGCUGGCCGAGGCGGGCGUGACGGAGGACCACGCAGAACUGAAGAGCUUGUCACAGAUGGAGGCCCUGCUGCAGCUGGUGCGGGCGGAGCAGGACAUUUAUAACACCGUCUUCCACGAGCUCAUCCGUCAGGUCAGCGUGCAGUGUGCGGAGAGAGGGGAGCUGCUGGCCAAGCUGAGGCGGAGGUAUGUGGGGCUGUUGGAGCGCAUCCCCCAGCAGCUGAAGGGGCUCCACACAGAGGCACUGGCACAGAGAGCCCUGGACCGCCGUCGCGUGGAGGAGAUCGCCAGCCUGAAGAGCUCCAUCGCCCAGCUCAACACUGAGCUGAGUGAGAUUAAGGGGCAAUAUGAGCGUGUGUCCCAGCAGGCAGAAAGGACACAGAAGGAUCUGACCGACACACAGGAGGAAUUACAGAGAACCACAGACUUGGUGACAGAGCGCCGUGACCUGUAUGAGAUGCAGAGGCAUAGGCUGGAAGGUCAGGUGACCAGGCUGUCCAAUGAGAGGGACCUCUGGAGCAAGGUCACCUACACCCUGGCCCUCAAGGUGAUCAAGGCGAACAACCUCCAGCAGACCAGCAGACUAGACAUGAGCGGUCAGACUUGGGCCAAAACUGCAAAGCGCUUCACCACCCGUCUGACAACCAAAGACGCUGAGGAUAUGAGGCACAUCGUGAAGCUGACAGAUCAGUGGAAGGAUGAGGUCACCGCCUUCACACAGGGGCUGAGUGACAGCGAGCAGAGCCAACGGGAGGAGAUGAAUAGGGUCCAAGCUGGCAUUGCCCAAUGGCAGGGCUUCUGUGAGGCCAAUAUCAACAGCCAGGACACGAAAUUGGAGGAAUCACAGGACAAGUUAUUUUUCGACUUGAAACAGUGGUCACUGCUGUUGACUGCGCAGUGUGAACACUAUGGGGGCGAGGACCUGCUUUCCUGCCAGGAGACCCUCGGCCUGUUGUCCCGGCUGCAGGACGACUGGGUGGAGGUGGGCCUCCAGCUCUUUCGGAGACACCUGGGGCCCGACAGGGAGGCCCCCAAAGGCCAGGCCACUAUGCAGGAGCUGGGCCGGGCCGUGUCCGACCUCCACAAGCAGCUGGAGACCCGUGUCAUCGGAGAGAGCGGUGUCCAUAAAUUACUGAUAUCUCUUAUCGGGGCGAUGGAGCUCUGGGCCUUAAAAAUUAAGGCUCUGAAAGACCAGUCCCAGGCACUUCUGCAUUCUGAUUGGUCGAACCUGGAAAAGGACCUGGGCAACUGGACCAAGCUAACCAAUGAAAUCCUCGUCCAAGUGUCUAGCACCUGGACGGAGAGCGAGAGGGUCGAGAAGACGGUGCACGUCAGGAUUGAGGUAGACAGUGUGUUCGCCUUGUUGCGGGAGUUUGUCUCAGCGCAAGACGUUUUCUUUGACUGCGAAAACCAAAGGCUUGCUGAUGAGGCAAGCUCGAUCCACUCGGCCCUGACUCGCUGGAUGGUGGACCUGCUUCUGCUCAUAGUCCCUGACCUGGGGCCUCCCCUGCAUCCAGGCCCUGCCCCCCCGGCCCCUCUGACGGUCUCUCUUCGGGAGCUGGAGGAAGACGCCGGACACCUUUCACAGAAACUGGACCACUUCUCCGAAUACUUAACAAGUUCCUGUCUGCCCAUUGUUGAAGACAACCUUCAGAAACAUCUGUCCGCGGAUGAGCCGAGGAAUGAGCUGGCUGAGCUGAACAAGCUUCAGCGGGAGAGCGAGGUAUGGAGGGAGGCCUGUCGGACCCUGCUGUUGGACGUUAAAGGAGCUUCAGUCGACGUGCAGGGCACUGCGGCCUACUGGCCCGCCAUGGAUAUCCGUCCCUCCGUGAAGGCGAGAGAGGACUCUACGGAUGAAGACACAGAACCGCUGUCGGACAUGGGGGAGGAGGAGGAGGAGGAUGAGGAGGAGGAAGAGGCUGACGGAGAGCGGGAGGAAGGGAGCUCAGAGCCGGUGGUGAAGUUCACAGAGGGAUCCAGUUCCAGGAAGUCAAUAGGUCACGACCGCAGUACAGCCGAUAACGCCUUGGGACCAGAAAGCACUCUGCCGACCAGCGAGGCGGUGGUGCCAUCCCAGCCUCCCAGUACCCAGAAUCCCUCUGACGCCGUGGCAACGGUUGCGGCUCUUCAGCUGAAGUUGCUGGGUGCGGAGGACCGGGCCCAGAGUGCGGAGGACCGGGCCCGGAGGACUGAGGGUGCGCUGCAGAUGGCUCUGGGGAAGGUUCUGGAACUGGAGGAGCAGCUGAAGGCCAGGGUCGGUGCCGAGCAGAAGGAGAAGAAGAAAACAGCGCGCGUGACCUCCAGGAGGGCCGUGACUGCUGAACCCAGAUCAGUGAGUCCAAAACCUGACCCCGGCCCGAAGCAACGCAGCGCACCCAGGAAGUACUGA